CGCCCCUAACACUGAUGAACCAGCACCAAGCAGCGAGGAAACGCGCCUUCCUCGAACAGGACCAACGCUUGAACAACAACAGACACAACAAACAGUCAAACACGCCAAAGAAACCAAAAGUCAACCGGAAACUAAACUUCGAGGAUGAGGUCACGACCUCGCCGGUUUUGGGUCUGCGGAUAAAAAAGGAGAGCCCCGAGCUGAGGAGACAGCGCGAGAAGUCUGCUCUCAGCGGGAACAAGCCACUUGGAGAGUUCAUCUGCCAGCUCUGUAAAGAGGAGUACCUCGACCCCUUCUCCCUUGCGCAGCACAAGUGCUCCCGCAUAGUGCGCGUGGAGUACCGGUGUCCGGAGUGCGACAAAGUCUUCAGCUGCCCCGCAAACCUGGCGUCCCACCGCCGGUGGCACAAACCUCGCCCGGUGAACAACCAGGGAGGAGAGACUCAAACAAACAAGAGUCAGCCGUUAAAGGAGACACGAGGGCUCAUUCAGCACGAGCGGCAGCCGGUUGACAUGGAGGGCAAAGAGAACGAGCUGCUGCGCAUUAACACCAACCAGCACCACGGAGCAUCGGACAGCUCCCGCAUGAGGCGCGAGCCCUCCCUGUUGAUGCUCCAUGGCCGGUCCCGAAACAGCCCCGACACCGACAGUCUUGCUCCUCCUCACUAUGAGCACUCUCUUCAUUACCGGAACCCGGUGGAAAAUUGUUUGGAGGUGAGAGCUGCUGACAGCCCACCCUCGAGCCUGUUUCUAUUGAACGGUAAUUCGGAAGAGAGCGUGGACCUGUCGCAGCAGCAGCGGCCGUCCUUCCCGCUUCCCGCUUUACCGUUCGUGCAGUCCCUAACGGAAGAGGAGGUUUACGACUGCAGGUAUUGCGGAAAGAAAUUCCGCCGACAAGCUUACCUGAAGAAACACCUUGCCGCGCACGAGAUGACAGCACGAGCGUCACCGCCUCCACCACCUUAUAACCAGGCGCGCGAGACCAGCGGCCAGGUGUUUCUGUGUCACCUGUGCGGCGCGCGCUUCCCGUCGGGUGAAAUCAGGGACAAGCACCGUAUGUGGCACGCGAUGAGGGAUGAGUUACUGGCGGGAACUUUGGGAGGAGGACUCAGACAUGAAGUAUUCCACGCGCAAGGAGACGAGAGCGGCACCGGAGAGAGCGAGCAGCAGCAGAUCUUCACGUGCAAGCAAUGUCCGUCAACUUUCUUCAGCUCCCCGGGUCUCGCGAGACACAUCAAUAAGUCUCACCCGACCGAGAACCGGCAGGUGAUGCUGCUGCAGAUGACCGUGCGACCAUAAUACGAUGUAAAGACUCUUAAACAAGAAAACUGAUGAUUUGGUGAAAACAUUCCUUCAUUGAUAGUCAUAAGGGAGACUCUAUGGAAUUUGAAUUUUAGUUAUAUCCAUUCACAUUAAAGAAAUGAUCAAUUUAAGCUUAUUGUAAAGCAAAGUUUAUUUUUGUUGUGGUGAAAAAGCUAAAUGUGUAUCAAUCUGCGACAGGAAGUGGAGUCACUGUUUCUGUUUAAAGGUCAGUAAUCAUCUUGACUUUGUUUCAGAAAGGCCCAUUUAGAAUAUAGUGGUACUAGAAUAAUGAACCCAUUCAAACGGAAAUAAAAUACGUUCCACAACCACUGAUGCUAUGUACUAAAAAACACCUAAUGUAAUCUUCAACAGGAUGAUCAGUCUAUACUACAAGCAGUAUUGUAAUAUGAAAAUAAUAAAUACAACUUUAACAAUGGGACAUUAUCAUUCAGGUGGCAGAUCUAAAAUAAUGAAAUAAACCAACAGCAAGAUUAUUAUUACUGAUGCAAUUUACAGUGAGCUAUACACUGAAGUCUGACACAUUACAUUAAAUAUCAGUAAUUGUCUCUAUAAUAAUUCUCAGACAAUAUUGUGUCUUAUCCGUAUUGGCACAGAGGAAGCCAUCUCUCCAGCUUCUCCUACAUGCCCAGCACUCAGUAAAUGAUUUGACAUGUAAUCACAGAAGCAGCUGUUAGACUGGAGAGUGGGGACAGAGGGAAGUUUGACAGAAAAGGUCAUUUUGAUUAUAACUAAUUAGAGCAAGACAGGGUCAUUUUACAUGGAAGAUACUGAAGCAGAUAGACAGGCUACACGUGGCAGACAUCUCAACACAUUCCUGUGGCAAAGUAAUCAGAUUAUAUUGAAGCUGCGUUAUAACUGGAGACAGAAUCAAUGUCCUAACUCUGUUACAAAGACUUUCAUGUACAGUGAACAAUACAAAAGAAGAUUGACUGUAAUAUGCCUUUUAUAGUAAAUGUGCCAGUACGUUUCUCAGCUAAAAAAUAUUUUUCAUACAAAAAAGGAACAUUUAAUGCUAUUAGUUUAAAAAAAAGUAUUUCAUCUUUAUUAAUUAUAUAUAACUGUUGAAAUAUUUCCUUCAUGAUGCUUAAAUGUAUUUGUGAUUCUGUGAAGCUUUUACUAUUUUGAUAUGUUUCAUGUGAAUUUUAAUUGAAAUGAUUGUCAAUAAAUGGUGAGACAGUAUGAUCAAUGGACUGGUUCAUAUACU
Notothenia coriiceps (black rockcod) is the source of this 2526-nucleotide messenger RNA. It is a transcript of the gene insm2, whose product is annotated as insulinoma-associated 2. Gene Ontology annotation, molecular function: DNA-binding transcription repressor activity, RNA polymerase II-specific; RNA polymerase II cis-regulatory region sequence-specific DNA binding. The transcript has a single exon. Gene Ontology annotation, biological process: neuron differentiation; negative regulation of transcription by RNA polymerase II; regulation of cell cycle process. The record is from RefSeq and is a predicted model, not a curated record. Lineage: Eukaryota; Metazoa; Chordata; Actinopteri; Perciformes; Nototheniidae. The coding region runs from base 15 to 1298 and encodes 427 amino acids. Gene Ontology annotation, cellular component: nucleus; transcription repressor complex.